CUGUCACCCGCUACUACUGCAAAUGUAGCAGCCGCCAGCUUUGGCUUCUUCUCCUCCACUCACCUCUCUCAGCUUGCUCUCUUCUCGACUCUACCAACUCUUCUUCCCGACAUCCUCGAGCAACCGAGACCUAUACCCGCCAACGACCAGCCCAAGGUCGUCUCUCACGAACUCCUCGAACCCCCCGCUUCGAUGUCGACUGCCGCACCAUUGCCCUUCUACAGCCUCCCCAUCUCUCCUGCACAUCCCGCGUCGUGCAGACAGAGCUACUCUCAGCAACCCUACAACGUCGCCCGCGUGCAAAAGGACUCCAGGUUCGAUCUCGGGGCUGGAGCUGCUCUCCGCCGGAGCGGGCUUAACACGCCGCCAACCGAAGCCAUGAGUGCUACCUACCACGCCCCUCACCUCGUCGCCUACGACAGCCAUGUUCUCCCCUCAUACACAUCGGCCGCCGCCCAAGCAAGGGGCCCCAAGGCUGUCGUGGCCGAGGCUGCGAGAGCUCCCCAAUACCCUCGAUACACCCAACCGACAAAUACCUACCCUCAAGCACAACCGGUAGCGAACCCUGCCUCCGGUGCUAGCCAAUUCUCUACGACUUCGAAGCACUCGACUCGCCCGUCAACACCAACUUCAGGCGCCAUCAACAAGACGGAUGGUACCUCUUCCAGGAGAGGUUCCUCGGCUCUGGUCCUGCACAGUCUGCAAAUACCCAGCUGCAUCAACCCCAAGGGCGGCAAUUUGGCAGACUUUGCGGCGCAGAUAACCUGCCUCUUCUGGUUCGAGUCUAUCGACACCCUGCGAGCUGCCGAGAAUAUCCGAUCACGACCCCCGACUGCCACUGUCCCACGCUUGACAGAGUACGCGGCUCCGUUCCCCCAAUUCAAGAAAUGGGCCUACAGCGUCCUCUCGACGACACAAGUCACGCAAAACGUCAUCCUCCUCGCCCUCCUUUUCGUCUACAGAUUGAAGACAACGAAUCCUGCGGUGAAGGGCCGCUCCGGCAGUGAAUACCGUCUUCUGACGGUUGCGCUCAUGCUGGGCAACAAGUUUUUGGAUGACAACACGUACACGAAUAAGACUUGGGCCGAGGUUUCGGGUAUUUCUGUGCAAGAAAUUCACGUUAUGGAAGUCGAAUUUCUCAGCAACAUGCGAUACAGCCUGCUGGCAACCAAGGAGGAGUGGGAGGAAUGGCUGGUUAAGCUCUCAUGCUUCUCAGAGUAUUACGAGAGGGCCUUGAAGCAACCCACCUCGCCCCUCAGCAAGUCCUUCACCUCUCCGGUGCCGUCGCCCACUGCGGCAGCUCAGGCAGCAGUCUCAUUCCCUCCCCUCACCCCGUCCGCUACCGCCAUCUUUUCGCCUAGCACGACUAUCCAGCCGAGCACCCAGGCGUGGCCCUCGGCCUACAACCCACCACUCUCGCCUCUCUCAGGCAAGCAUGUUGGAAUGAACGGAAGGAAGAGAAGCUCAGAUGAGGACAUCGAGCCCGCUGCGAAACGUUUAUCGAGACAGCCAACCGCCAUGGCUCCCAUCGUCCGACCCCCGGUAGUGGGCGAGCAGCCGAUUCGUCUCCCGGUUCCGAACCUGACGCUCAAUACCAACCCUGCUCCUCAGCAGAUGGCCUACGCCCCGACGAAGAACUACAACACGGGACCUCACGUAUCUCUGCCGCCCUUGGGAACAGGUGUUCGCGCCAUGUCGACUGUGUACCCCCCUCCCACGGCUGUGACCUCGAUGCCGCAACUCCCCAUGUCGGCAGCCGUCUCCAUGCCGCAGCCGUCUCUUACGCCAGCGACUGUCCCGAUGCACCCGGCUAUUGGGUACGGCACGCCGACCAAGAGACACAGCCCUGGCAGCCUCUCCGUCUACGCCUCCUCGCCUCUCGGCGAGCAGUUCCCUGCAUCGGUCAUUCACACUCCUAUCGCGCACACGCCCAUUUCGCACUCGCCUAGUGUGUACCUGCAGCAGAGGCCGAGCCCGUACAAGCCGAUUCGCCACGUCAACACCCUCCUCUACCCACCACCGUCAGCUUCUCUCAACGAGUACCACCUGCCUACAACGCAGAUGCACUACCAACCUCUCGGCAGGCGGAACGACUUGCGAACUGGAGUUGUCCCCGAAUUCAUGAACGCUCCCUACAGGAUGAACCAGAUGUCGCAGAUGCCCCACGGCCUUCCUCAGGGACCGUACCCGAACUAG
Colletotrichum karsti is the source of this 2196-nucleotide messenger RNA. RefSeq names its product cyclin. Gene Ontology annotation, biological process: regulation of cyclin-dependent protein serine/threonine kinase activity. NCBI's taxonomy places the organism in Eukaryota, Fungi, Ascomycota, Sordariomycetes, Glomerellales, Glomerellaceae. Gene Ontology annotation, cellular component: nucleus; cyclin-dependent protein kinase holoenzyme complex. The record is from RefSeq and is a predicted model, not a curated record. The transcript is spliced from 3 exons. Gene Ontology annotation, molecular function: protein kinase binding; cyclin-dependent protein serine/threonine kinase regulator activity.